Molecule: messenger RNA, 807 nt
Organism: Caenorhabditis sp. 36 PRJEB53466
Lineage: Eukaryota; Metazoa; Nematoda; Chromadorea; Rhabditida; Rhabditidae
Source: the annotation of a GenBank genome assembly
AUGAACACCGUCUCCUCGUCACUCCUCUUCAUUUUGGGUCUCGCCACGAUUGUCAGCUCUUUGACGCGUCAAGACCUUCUCGAUCAUUUGAAGUAUGCGCAAGGUACGACGUUUCUGGACACAACGAUUGCCGCAAAAAGUUGGCAACUUUUUCAGAGACCCGCAACACGUUCGAUUCUCGAAUUCGACAGGGCGACUACAUGAGACCCGUUGGAUAUGUGGCUGGAAAGUAAGUGCCUUUGGGACCACUUGCAAUGAUCCGAUCGGGACCACGCUUUGCAGACUUUUAGGAAUAGAAAUGAGGUACAUUGGGUCCAAGUUUCAGACCGAUCGGACCAUCUGGUCCCGAGAUAUACACUGUUUUUGCGAGCAUUUCUGCCAUUUCGGUCUCUGAUCCGCAUAUCUCGGGACCGGAUGAUCCGCUGGGUCUGAAACUCGGACCCAAUCCACUUCAUUCCUAUUCCCAAACGUCUGCAAAGCGUGGUCCCCGUCGGAUCAUUGCAAGUGGUCCCAAAGUCCAGGCCUUUUGUCAAGUGUCAAGUUUCACAAAAUCGGGUCGGAUUCCUCAAAUUUUCUCGUCGUUUUUCAGACCGAUUUGGCCGAGAGUGCUCGAGAAGGUGCGCUCGACGGGAGAACUGUUUUUCGACGACGACAAUAUCGCCUAUGUGGUCAGUUUUCACCACAAAUCUUCAACAAUUUCCGAUAUUGUAGGUCCACGAUCGAAAUCCGGCCGGGCUGAUUCGAAAAAUGGACAAGGAGACCAACUUCGAUACGGUAAUGCGGUUUUUGGAUAGAUACACCGAAUAA